AUGAUAAAUAAAAUUUCUCGUUUUAAAAUAUUAUUAUUGUUUAUUUUUAUUAUUUCAUUGACAUGUGCUCAAGAUGAGGAAUUAAUAUCAACACCUGAAGGGUAUUACGAUUUAAAACGGUUUAAAAGAUUUCAACACUAUAAAAAUAUCCAACCCAAUGAAGAAGCAGGAUAUACAGAUUUAUAUUAUCCAGAUGUUUGUAAAAAUGCUAUAAGGAAUAGAGAUGGAGCUCCAACAUUUAAUCAGAGAAGCUUUCCAGGUUAUACAGGAGUAUUCGACACUUUACUAAUAACAAAGGGUACCAAUAUGACAUUGGAUUCAACCGGUUUCCUUACUGGUCUGGGUAUCUGGUCACUCUUGACUUUAUGUGUUGAAGGAAAUUUAACGGUACUUUAUAAUCCAGAUGAAUUUUCUUUCGUACCUGUUCAUAGGUUAGUUAUACUACCAGGUGGAACUAUAACAUCCCAUGCAAAUUCAUUUCUAUUCUGGGAUACUUACCAAGUUGAUGAGAAUUUUCAAGAAGAAUUAAACAAAAGAGUAAAGAUUGAUCCUUUUAAUUUUUUCCCUGGUCUACUAGUCUUGGGAGGAAAUUUAAAUUUAUUUGGUAAUAGUCAAUUGACUUAUACUGCUAAACGAUUGAACGAUACUACAUUGGAACUAUCAACUCCAUUUUUAAAUAUGAAAUUUCUAUGGAAUAAAUAUAUAAUUACAAUCUUUACAGAAUCAAUACCACAAGGUGAUGAUUGUCUUUUUAAUAUGGAUUCAGAUAAAAGAACUUUUUACUUAAUUAAAACCAACUAUGGUACUUGCAAUCCAUUACGGGAAACAGAUAAACUCAUGAAAGUAGUAAUCUCAUACAACCGAUAUGAGGAUAAUUACUCAAGCUAUAUAUCUCUUUUUUCAGAUUAUUAUGGUUUCGAACCAAAUGAAGCUUCUAUUUUUAUAACAGGUGAUUCAAAUGUCUAUAUUGAAAAUUAUCUUAUUAAAAAUUUAGGCAAAACAAAAAAUAAUGCAUACAGUGAUACAAAAUUAAUAUUUUCACCAAAUAAUACAAGUGAAGUUAUAGGGUUUAUAAAUGGUACCAAUCAAAGAUUUAGAAGUUCUUUAUAUAUAGAGUUUUCAAAUAAUGUUAUCAUUAAAAAUUGUGUAAUUAUAGAAUCUUCUUCAGAAACAAGAUCACCGUUAGUAUUUUUUGGUUCAAACGUAUAUUUAUCAGAUAAUUUAAUUUCAAGUAAAUCUGGUUCAAGUUUAAUAGCACAAUAUGGAACUGAAAAUAUUCAAUCUAUAAAUAAUUUUUAUUUUCAAAAAGGUGUUUCACAUCAAACUGCCUCUCAAAUAUUAAAUCCAAUUAAUAUGGAUUUUGGAAAUGAAGGAAAUGGCAUUUAUUCAGUAUCACCAAAUCUUUUAUCAAGUGAUGAUUUUUUUAUUGGUCAAAAUUAUUCAAUUACUUUUAACUUUAUUGCCAAUAGGUCAAAAAUUACUGGUUUUGAUCAAGAUUGUUAUGCACCAUGUUUUAGUGAUUCAAUCAAUUUUUCAAAUAAAAUUCAGUAUCCUGUAGAUUUUAAAAUUUUUAAUCCAAAGUUUUUACCAACAAAUAAUACCAAUAGCGAUUGGUAUAUUUUAAAUAUAAAUGAUAAUGGAAAUCAACCAGGUACCUAUUAUACAGUAAAAAAUUUAACAACUUUAGAUCCCGUACAGUUUUCAUUGGAUAAUAGCGCUUUAUCCUUUUUAGGUCUAGAAGCAAGUGAAAAUUUUAAAAUGAAUGGUAAUGCCAAAAGAUUGGAUAUUGUUAAUUCAAUUAUCAGUUCAAAAGCUUUAACCAACCAACAACAAAUAAUUUCAAAAGUUUCAUCAUCAGCUAUUAGCUUUAAAAAUUCUUAUAUAUACAGUAAAUUAGGUCAACAAAUUACACCUAUAGAUAAUCAGAUUUAUGGAUCAUUAAUUACACCAUUUUAUUAUAAUGAUUCAGAUAUUUUAAAUCAAGUUAAAAUUUUAUCAAUUUUUCCCAAUGUCCCUUUUCAAAUUGUAUCAGGUUCUAUAUUAAAUGUUAGCAUAAACCUUCAAAUUAUUUCAACGGCUGAUAUUUCAUGCACUUUCUCUUCAGAUAAUUCUACUUUUAGUACAACAAUUUUGGUUAACCCAUCAGACGGAAGUUGUGUUUUACCACUUGUUUUUGAAAAAGAAGGUUAUUUUAAUUUAAAAGUCACAUUAAAGAUUUCAACAUCAAAGGAUUAUUAUUAUAUAGUUGAUUUUCCAAAGAUUACAGUAUAUAAUGAAUAUUUAUUUUAUUCAGGAUGGGUAAUGAUUGAUUCAAGCACAGAUGAAUUUCUAUUUGAAGGUAAAAUAUUUAAAUCAGGUUGCCAACAACAGGUAUUAGGUAAUUGUACAAUAUCAACAAAUUCAAAGUUUAUAAAUGGCUUGCCAAAUGUAACAGAAACAGAUGAACUUAAUAGAUUAUUUUCAAGUGGUAUAACAUCAAUCAAUCCAUAUGAACCUGUGACAAUUACAAUACCAAUUGAUAAAGAAUCAAAAAAGAAUCAAAUCCAAUUAUUUUUUACUCACCAACCAAUUGAUAUAGAAUAUAGUCUAUUAUCAAUAUAUGUAGAAAAUCAACCAAUAUUCCUUUUAGAACAAUUACAAAGUGGUUUAGGUUCAACAUUUAAAAAUUUAACAUUUAAUUAUGAAAAUUCAAAAUCACUAGAAAUAAUCAACAUUUCUUUCACAACAAGAGGUGAUAUCUAUUUAACUUCAAUGGCGGUUUAUUCAUCAGCCAUCCCAAUAAUCGUUACACCAACACCAACAUCAACAACAUCAACACCAACACCAACAUCAACAACAACAUCAACACCAAUUCCGACAACAACACCUACAACAACACCAAAAACAUCAAAAACAACCUCCAAAAACAAAUUAAAAAUUGCUUUACCAAUUUGCCUUUUUGCUCUUUUGGUUGCUGUUGGAGUUUUAAUAUGUUUUAUUUUCAGAAAAAAAAAACAAAAGAAACAAAAAUUAGAUAAUAAUAUGGAGGAUGGAAGUGAGAUGUCUUCAAUUAAAAUUAAAAAAGAAAAUUAUAAUUCUUUUAACAAGUUUAAAGAGUCAACAGUAUUUAAAAACGAUGAUUUUAAAAAUUAUUCCAAUCCAACCGAAACAACAAUUUAUAGCACUUCCGAUUCACUUUUAAACUUUGUUGGCUCUGACUUUUUAAAUUACUCUGACCCAAACAUCCCCUUAUCCUUUAGUAAAAAUAUUUUAGAAUUUGGAUUAAAAGGUUCAAAAUGCGAUAUCAAUACCUUCCUUUCCGAUUCUUUACGAAUAACAAAUAACUCUAAUAUUAUAUUAUGUAUUUGUACAGUUCUUCCAAGAAAUGACUCUGGUGAAGUAAAUGUUAGUCCAGAUUCUUUUGAAUUAGAUCCAAAUCAAUCAAGAGAGAUAGAAUUUUCUUUAAAGUUAAAUUGCACAACAAGAUUUUUUGAAAGAUUUGCUAUUGAGGCUAGACAUACUCACAGUUUCAAGUCAAUUCACACUCACCUUUUCAUUCAUGUUGAAUCUAAGAUUUCCUCUAAAUUGGAUAUAAAAGAGAUUGAAGUUAAAGAAUUGAUUUCACAAAAUAAUUUAUCAACUGUUAAUAUAGCAAAUUAUAGAGGUUUACAAGUUGUUUUGAGAAAGAUUAAAACUCAUAGCGCAAAUUACACCAAAACUUACUCUCAAGCAAUCAAAAAAUUCUACACAGAAAUGGAUAUACUCUCAAAGUUAAAAAACAAAAAUAUUGUUUCAUUUAUUGGUUGCACUCACGACUCUUCUCACCUUUGGAUUGUUACUGAAUAUGCACCAUUGGGAUCUCUUAGUUCUCUUAUCCAUCAAAAGAAAGAAAAACUUUCAUUAAUUCAAAAAGUCAAGUUAAUGUUAGAUACAGCAAAGGGGUGUGAAUUUCUACACUCAAAUGAUAUUACGAAUUGUAAUAUAAAAUCAAAUAAUUUAUUACUCUUUUCAACAAUGGAAAAAGAUGAUGUUUGUGUAAAAAUUUCAGAUUUUGGUAUAAAAAAAUUUGAAGUACAAAACCAAAAUGAAAAAGAAAUUUUUAAAGAUGAAAAAGAUCAAAAGCUAAUUGAUGUUUAUGAAUUUGGAAUUACAUUCUAUGAAACAAUGCUUGAAGAAACUCCAGAAAACCUAUCUAAUUUAAUAUUGGAAGGUGAGAGACCAACUCUUGAUUUGGAAAAAUUAGAUGCAGACAUUAGAAACAUAAUUGAAAGAUGCUGGAACCAAAACAAAAGGUCAACAUUUUCAGAGAUUAGUAUUUCACUAAAAGAAAAAUAUACAAAAUUGUUGGAGAAAAAUAAUGAAUUAAUACAAGAGAAUUAA
Molecule: messenger RNA, 4359 nt
Organism: Dictyostelium discoideum AX4
Lineage: Eukaryota; Evosea; Eumycetozoa; Dictyosteliales; Dictyosteliaceae
Gene: gdt6
Exons: 8
Coding region: 1-4359 (1452 amino acids)
Cellular component (GO): membrane
Molecular function (GO): protein kinase activity; ATP binding
Source: RefSeq, a predicted model, not a curated record